Meriones unguiculatus (Mongolian gerbil) is the source of this 710-nucleotide messenger RNA. RefSeq names its product NADH:ubiquinone oxidoreductase subunit A7 (gene Ndufa7). Gene Ontology annotation, biological process: mitochondrial electron transport, NADH to ubiquinone; ATP synthesis coupled electron transport. Bases 63 to 518 code for a protein of 151 amino acids. Gene Ontology annotation, cellular component: mitochondrial inner membrane. The record is from RefSeq and is a predicted model, not a curated record. The transcript is spliced from 5 exons. NCBI's taxonomy places the organism in Eukaryota, Metazoa, Chordata, Mammalia, Rodentia, Muridae.
ACGCACUACCCAGCAAUCCUCGGGGCAGAGUCGUCACCAGCGUUCUUCGGAGGGGAGGAAACAUGGCGUCUGCUACUCGCAUUAUCCAGAAGCUGCGGAAUUGGGCGUCUGGGCGAGACCUGCAGGCGAAGCUGCAGCUGCGCUACCAGGAGAUUGCCAAGCGGACCCAGCCACCUCCUAAUCUCCCUGUGGGCCCCAGUCAUAAGCUGUCCAACAAUUACUACUGUACUCGUGAUGGUCGCCGGGAAGUUGUGCCUCCCUCAAUCAUCAUGUCUUCACAAAAGGCCUUGGUGUCAGGCAAGACAGCUGAGAGGUCCAGCAGACCAAGACAGAAUAGGCAUUUAUGUGGAAGUCUGGAAGUCCGAGCCAUGAGUGAAGCUUACUUGUUUGUUCAGUCUUCUGAGAAACCAGGUGAAAGAUCAUUGCCAGUUCCCUGGCAGACCAGUUUUUGCUGGCAUGAUAAAGAAGUCCCCUCUGGCAUAGCCUUUAUAAGGAAGCUCUGCUGUGGCAGUCACUGAGAAGAUGGCAGUGACACCUGCUCCUCCCAUAAAGAGGUGGGAGCUGUCUAAGGACCAGCCAUACCUGUGACCCUGCCCUAGGCUACCUUGCCAUGUCCCCAUGGCCAUGUGACUGCUUUUCCUCCUUGGAUUUCUGCUGGGGCGAGCAUAACCUAAUUUAUAAAAAAUACAUCAAAUGCCACAUUACUUCCA